Molecule: messenger RNA, 2316 nt
Organism: Chinchilla lanigera (long-tailed chinchilla)
Lineage: Eukaryota; Metazoa; Chordata; Mammalia; Rodentia; Chinchillidae
Gene: Cdkl3
Product: cyclin-dependent kinase-like 3
Exons: 14
Coding region: 206-1963 (585 amino acids)
Biological process (GO): dendrite extension; protein phosphorylation; positive regulation of dendrite morphogenesis
Cellular component (GO): nucleus
Molecular function (GO): ATP binding; cyclin-dependent protein serine/threonine kinase activity
Source: RefSeq, a predicted model, not a curated record
CGCCCCGCCGUUGCCAUGGAAGCCGGUGGCUGGGUCUGACGGUGAAGCGAGGGUGGUGUUGCGCAGUCUCGCUGGGACUGCGCGGCUCCAGGCCAGCGGGGACGCAGAAUGGGCUGAGGUGGCGGCGACGGCGACGGCGGGGAUAGGGCGCGGCGCCGGGAUUCUCAGAUUUGCCUUUGACGAGAGGUAGAAGCCAGGCUUGGAAAUGGAGAAGUAUGAAAUUCUUGGAAAAGUGGGAGAGGGAAGUUAUGGCACAGUCAUGAAAUGUAAACAUAAGAAUACUGGGCAGAUAGUGGCCAUUAAGAUAUUCUACGAAAAGCCGGAAAAAUCUGUCAACAAAAUUGCGACGAGAGAAAUAAAGUUUCUGAAGCAAUUUCAUCAUGAAAACCUGGUCACUCUGAUUGAAGUUUUUAAACAGAAAAAGAAAAUUCACUUGGUAUUUGAAUUUAUUGACCACACGAUAUUAGAUGAGCUGCAACACUAUUGUCAUGGACUAGAGAGUAGAAGACUUAGAAAAUACCUCUUCCAGAUCCUUCGAGCGAUUGAAUAUCUUCACAAUAAUAACAUUAUUCAUCGAGAUAUAAAACCUGAGAAUAUUUUAGUGUCCCAGUCAGGAAUUGCCAAGCUCUGUGAUUUUGGUUUUGCACGAACACUAGCGGCUCCUGGUGACAUUUAUACAGAUUAUGUGGCGACACGGUGGUAUAGAGCGCCAGAACUAGUAUUAAAAGAUACUUCUUAUGGAAAACCUGUGGAUAUCUGGGCUUUGGGCUGUAUGAUCAUUGAGAUGGCCACCGGAAGUCCCCAUCUUCCUAGUAGCUCUGAUUUAGAUUUACUCUAUAAAAUUGUUUUGAAAGUAGGCAAUUUGACACCUCACUUGCAGAAUAUCUUUUCCAAGAAUCCCAUAUUUGCUGGAAUGGUCCUUCCUCAAAUUCAACACCCCAAAAAUGCAAGAAAAAAAUAUCCAAAACUUAAUGGAUUAUUGGCAGAUAUAGUUGAUGCUUGUUUACAAAUUGAUCCUGGUGAAAGGAUAUCAUGUACUGAUCUUUUGCAUCAUGAGUAUUUUACUAGAGAUGGAUUUAUUGAAAAAUUCUUACCAGAAUUAAAAGCUAAAUUACUACAAGAAGCAAAAGUCAAUUCAUUCAUAAAGUCAAAAGAGAAUUCUAAAGAAAAUGAACUCACAAAAGAUGAAAGAAAAACAGUUUUUACCAAUACACCGGAAAUGGAAAAAGAGAAAAAGCCCAAGGAGAUCAAAGUCACAGUUAUUAAAGUCAGAGGAGGAAAAGGAGAUACCUCAGAACUGAAAAAGACAGAGUGUGAAGGUAGACGUUGUCGUCAGGACGCAGUUCAAAACACUCGCGCUUUGUCUCAAACUACAAAAGCUGCAGUCUCCCUCCCUGAUCCACCAAACCCUGCCAGUCCCAUCGCUAACCCUAACGAUGUGAAGGAAGAGCCCCAUGCUGAAGGGUAUAGGAUAAUGCCACCCAUCAAUCUUACUAACACCAAUUUGAUGGCUGCAAAUCCCAAUUCAAAUCUCUUCCACCCCAAUCCAAGGUUAACUGAAAGAGCAAAAAAGAGACGCACUACUUCACAAUCUAUUAGACAAGUUAUGUCUAACAGCAGGCAAGAAGACAUAGGUCCUACUCAAAGCCGGAUGGAGAGGGGUACCUUUAAUGAGCGCACAGGUCAAAGUGACCAAACAGCAAGUGGGUACAAAAGGAAGCUGAAUUUUUCCAGAUUUGACAGGAAAGAAUUCCAUUUCCCCGAAUUGCCUUUCAAAGUACAGUCAAAGGACAUGAAAGGAAUGGAAGUUAAACAGAUAAAAGUGCUGAAGAGGGAGUCAAAGAAAACCGAUUCAUCUAAAAUACCAACUUUACUUAAUGUGGAUCAAAAUCAAGAAAAACAAGAGGUUUCCUCCAUUUGCAACAUCUUUCCUGGAUGGUGCAGGAAAGGCAGGCUUGACUGACCCCCCUCAUCUCCAAGUGGGUCAUGCCACUUGCUCUCCUGGAACCUGGCUACUCUAAAGCUGAAGAAUUCUGGAUCAUCCUUCAAGAUAUUGCUCAAACAUCAGCUUCUGUGGAAAUGCUUCCCCCGCCGUGCCAAGCAAUAAGCCCAGCUUCACCUCUUUGGUACCUGACUAAUAAAUGAUUUGUUCACCUGGUGGACUGCCUCUCUCCCUCGCAGACCACUAGCUCAGUGGUCUGUGCACCUUUGGGUUUUCCCUCUUUGCCCCUAUACCUCUCCUAUUACCUGUUGCCCAUGCUCCUUGCCCUUAUGCCUGCCAUGUGGUCAGUGCUAAUUAAAUGUUAACUGCUGGAA